Messenger RNA from Solanum dulcamara, 747 nucleotides. Its product is annotated as histone H3.3. Bases 110 to 520 code for a protein of 136 amino acids. NCBI's taxonomy places the organism in Eukaryota, Viridiplantae, Streptophyta, Magnoliopsida, Solanales, Solanaceae. Gene Ontology annotation, cellular component: nucleosome. Gene Ontology annotation, molecular function: DNA binding; protein heterodimerization activity; structural constituent of chromatin. The transcript has 5 exons. The record is from RefSeq and is a predicted model, not a curated record.
GAAAACCGUCAGAUAUAAUCUUUAACCUGCAAAUUCGUUAGAGCUUUUUUCAUUCGCAACAGCAAAACAAAUUGAGAGAAGAAGAAGAAGAAACAGGUUCUUCUAAGAGAUGGCUCGUACCAAGCAAACUGCUCGUAAGUCUACAGGAGGAAAGGCUCCUAGGAAGCAACUUGCCACAAAGGCUGCGCGUAAGUCUGCUCCUACCACUGGUGGUGUGAAGAAGCCACACAGAUACCGACCUGGUACUGUUGCUCUUCGUGAAAUCCGUAAGUACCAAAAGAGUACUGAGCUCUUGAUUAGGAAGCUUCCAUUCCAGAGGCUUGUUCGUGAAAUUGCCCAGGACUUCAAGACUGAUUUGCGUUUCCAGAGUCAUGCGGUGCUAGCUCUGCAAGAGGCUGCUGAGGCCUACUUGGUGGGUCUCUUUGAGGACACUAACCUUUGUGCCAUUCACGCUAAGCGUGUGACAAUUAUGCCCAAGGACAUUCAGCUUGCCAGGCGAAUCAGGGGCGAGCGUGCUUAGUUUGAUUACUGAAGUAGUAGCUUUGUUUGUCGUAUUUUUACUCUUUUUCUUGAUAGACAAAGACGAUUAAUCAAAGUCAGUAGUAGGGCAAUGUGCUUCUAAGUUUGUUUUGGUAGCUGGAAAACAUGGUAUAUUUUGUUUGGAUCCUAUAAUGUUUUGUUGUCACACCACUGGUGUUGAACAAUGUUCAGUGUUUUCAUCUAAUGGUUAGUCCAAGUUGUUGUAAA